This is a messenger RNA of Paramisgurnus dabryanus, 1387 nucleotides long. RefSeq names its product endonuclease domain-containing 1 protein. Gene Ontology annotation, molecular function: nucleic acid binding; metal ion binding; hydrolase activity. The record is from RefSeq and is a predicted model, not a curated record. Lineage: Eukaryota; Metazoa; Chordata; Actinopteri; Cypriniformes; Cobitidae.
GUAAGUCCAGUGCUGUGAGACAUCUGUUGUACUCAUUCUCUUGCACUAUGCAGAUUUUGUUCAUUCUGUGUGUCCUCAUCGGCACGUUUCUGGACCCAACAGAGGGUGAAGUAGUGGAGCAUUUCUGGGAUUCACCCGAGUGCAUGAAGUUCUUCUACAAGCAGAAGGUCCCGGAUUUUGGAGCAACCUUGCCAGAUGUUGUUCAUUUAUGUCAGCGCUUUCUGAACACAUAUCACUUUGCCACACUGUACAGCACAUACCACCGCACAGCUGUCUAUUCGGCAUAUGUCUUUGAGCCAAGCACUGGAGGAGGCAGAGAGAAAAAUUGGUUUCUUGAGCCACAGCUGGUGAACCACACAUGGUCUGGGGAAAUGACAGAUGGUUAUUGGCUGUCAAAAGACAAUCCUGGCAUCUACCUGGGAGAGAAACAGGCGCUGGAUGAGGACUACAAAAACUCAGGAUUUGACCGUGGACAUCUAAACCCAAAUGGACAUCAUGCAGUUCCAGGCCGUAAUUCCACCUUUACGCUGACCAACAUAGUGCCCAAAAACCCCAAGCUAAACCAGAAUGCAUGGCGCCUGCACGAGUCUAAAAUUACCGACUUGUUUAAUGCAAACUGUCAUCAGGCCUACGUGCUUGUUGGUGCCGUCCCUUCUUCUAACAACUGGAUAAUAAAGAACAACGUCCAACGGGUGAACAUCCCAGAGUACAUCUGGAACGCCUACUGCUGCGUAGAUCAAAAUGGCCGCCCUAUUCUCAGUGGUGCCGCAACUGCCCUCAAUACAGAGCUUAAUGUUGUUGAAGAACACAACCUAGAUGAAAUGGUUGACUUCUUUCAGCAAUACUCUGAUACACCUGUUGGGGAGCUUUUCAGUGGACGAUGCAAAGCCUGAAAUUUGAAUGUGUUGAGUAUUUAGGUGUUCAAACCAUAUCAACAUUAUGUCCGAAAAAUACGCAACACGCUGCUAUAUGGUUAAUACCGAUUGUAUUGAAUGUAAAGCAUGUACUUUUAGAUGCUUAUGUAGUAAAUGUAACGUUUUAAACGCAUGCCUUCUGUAAUGAUAGCUAGGCUGUAGUGGCCUAAAGGUUAGAAAGUUGUGCUGGUAACAUUGAGAGUUGCUGAUUCGAAUGUCACGGCUGGCAGUUUGUGACUGGGAUGACUUUGAGCAACGCGUCCUCGCCCCAACUGCCGAUAGUUGCCCAAUGCUCUGGGUGUGUUUGUGUGUUCAUGACUUGCAGUGUGUGUGCGUUUACUCACUGGAUGGGUUAAGUGCAGAGGUCUUAUUCCAAGUAUAAGUUGUUACUUUCACUUUAAGUGGUUUAUGUCUGGUUAUUAGGGCUAUAAAACAAUUAAUUGCAUACAAAAUAAAAGUUUGUUUUUACAUAA